CUCCUCCCUUCCUUCGUUCCUUCCUUCGUUCCCCCUACCGAGCACCAACAAAGGUUCCUCUUCUCCUGUUAAUCCGCGGAGCCCCGUAUCGCCGAGUCGCCGAUCCGAUGGGCCAUUUCCUCGCCUUCGCGGCUCUUCUCCUCCUCCUCUUCCCGGUCCUCCUCGUUGACUCCCGCCUUGACCCCUCCCUCCGGCUACCGUCCGCUCGCGAGGUCGAGCGGAUCAACGGCGACGAGGACGACGAUGUGGGGACGAGGUGGGCGGUUCUCAUCGCCGGUUCCUCCGGAUACGGGAAUUAUCGACACCAGGCUGAUGUCUGUCAUGCUUAUCAAACGUUGAAGAAGGGCGGAUUGAAAGAUGAGAACAUCAUUGUCUUCAUGUACGAUGAUAUUGCCUACAACGAGGAAAACCCUAGACCUGGAGUCAUCAUAAACCAUCCACAGGGUGGGGAUGUAUAUGCAGGAGUUCCGAAGGAUUAUGUUGGAGAGGAUGUCACUGUCAACAAUUUCUUUGCCGUUCUACUUGGAAAUAAAACUGCUCUUACUGGUGGAAGCGGGAAAGUCGUUGAUAGUGGUCCUAAUGAUCACAUCUUCAUAUUCUACUCCGAUCAUGGUGGACCUGGCGUUCUUGGGAUGCCAACUUACCCUUACCUUUACGCUAAUGACCUGAUAGCUGUUCUGAAGCAAAAACAUGCUUCUGGAACCUAUAAAAGCAUGGUGUUUUAUCUUGAAGCUUGCGAAUCUGGGAGUAUCUUUGAAGGCCUUCUGCCCAAAGAUAUAAAUGUCUACGCAACCACAGCAGCAAAUGCUCUGGAAAGUAGUUGGGGCACUUAUUGCCCCGGGCAGUUCCCUAGCCCUCCUCCAGAGUAUGAUACCUGUUUGGGUGAUUUGUAUAGUGUCGCUUGGAUGGAAGACAGUGAUGUACACAAUCUUCAGACUGAAACUCUAAACCAGCAAUAUCAGCUAGUAAAAGCCAGGACAGCAGUUCGAGGUUCAUUCAGCUUUGGUUCACAUGUUAUGCAGUAUGGGGAUCUAGAUCUCAGUACUGAACAACUGUUCUUCUUCAUUGGUACAAACCCUGCUAAUGACAACAACACGUUCACUAUUGACAACUCAUUACCAUCAUUCUCGAUGGCUGUUAAUCAACGAGAUGCGGAUUUGGUUUAUUUUUGGCACAAGUUCCGAAGCUCGCCUGAAGGCUCCUCUAAGAAACUUGAAGCUCAGAAGCAAUUGUUUGAAGUAAUGUCUCAUAGGCUGCAUGUGGAUAACAGUAUUGAACUCAUUGGAAAACUUCUCUUUGGUGCCGAGGAAGGCCCAAAGGUGCUAACCGCUGUUCGACCAGUUGGCCUGCCAUUGGUUGAUGACUGGGAUUGCCUUAAAUCAAUGGUUCGGACUAUUGAAACUUAUUGUGGGUCGUUAGCCCAAUAUGGCAUGAAGCACAUGCGAUCCCUCGCAAAUAUCUGCAAUGCAGGUGUUAGAAAAGAGAGCAUGGCCGAGGUUUCUUCACAAGCUUGUAUGAGGAUCCCCUCCAACCCCUGGAGUUCUCUGCAGAGAGGUUUCAGCGCUUGAAGCAUACAUCAAAGCAACUUUGGUCAGAGUAAUAAAUUUGUGACUUAAUGUUAUAAUUGCUUGGCUUUGUUGUGUUGCACUGUGUAUAUAAUCUCUGAAUAGCCUUGAAAAACAUCUGUUUGGUUAACAUGGUCAUUUCUUGCUGUUGGUCAUUUGUAUAAAAGUAGUGUGCCACGUGUGUUACUUGCGGCCAAAGCUGUCGUAAUUUGAAAAAAAUCUAUGUUAUUGUAGUUCAUUAUUACAUUGAGAACAAUCUAAACCUAUUAUCAACGUA
Molecule: messenger RNA, 1842 nt
Organism: Ananas comosus (pineapple)
Lineage: Eukaryota; Viridiplantae; Streptophyta; Magnoliopsida; Poales; Bromeliaceae
Product: vacuolar-processing enzyme-like
Exons: 9
Coding region: 108-1568 (486 amino acids)
Biological process (GO): vacuolar protein processing
Molecular function (GO): cysteine-type endopeptidase activity
Source: RefSeq, a predicted model, not a curated record